Messenger RNA from Rubroshorea leprosula, 1363 nucleotides. The record is from the annotation of a GenBank genome assembly. NCBI's taxonomy places the organism in Eukaryota, Viridiplantae, Streptophyta, Magnoliopsida, Malvales, Dipterocarpaceae.
GUGUUGAAUUGAAAAAACAAAAUCUAAUUGCUAUCGAAUCUAAUUUCUUAUUAAAAAUCUAAUAUUCAUAACUGAAGGGGUUCGGCAACAAUAAGUAAAAAUAAUCUACACCAUUUUUUACCAAAAAAUCUAAGCUCAUCUUUUCCGCUUCCUCCCCACAAGCUGAAACCCUAUCUUCCUCAUUGUUGCCAAAUCUCCUUCCUCACCAAAGCCAUGGCCAUCGAACCCUUGCAUUUUGGAUCUAAAAAUCAUGAAUUGUCGAUCUUCAUCAUUUUCUCUUCUUCAUUACUGUUGAACCCCUUCCCGACCAAAGGCCAUGGCCGUUGGACCACUUGCAUGCCAGAUCUAACAAACCACCGUAGCCCCCUUUUUUUUUUUUCUUGAUCAUUGCUUUGCUAUUUUUCUUUUUUUCUAUUCUUUCUUUGCGUUGAUGGUGAUUUCUGGUUGCAGGCAUUGAUAGAAAAAACCAAUUUGAACCCAAGUGAAAUCGGAGACAUUGUUGUGGGUACAGUGUUAGGAUGCUGCCGCUUAGCUUAAAUACUUUGAGUCCAAGGCUUUUGAACAGAAAGCCAGAUGCAUCCAUAGCUAGCAAGGGACACCUAAGCACUGGUCAGUUGUAUGUUGCACUUUCAAGAGUAAAAAGUAAGCAUGGAUUGAAAAUCCUAAGCUUAGAUAUUCAAGGGAAUGUCUCAAAACAAACAACUAAUAUUGUUUUUAAAGAAGCAUUUCAAAGAUUGCAUUAGGUAAAUUACUUUUGUAAUCAUUUUUUUCCACUGCUUUUGAUUCAAUUUUUUUGAAACUUAGUUAUCUUCGCAUUUUCUCUUACUCUACCAUUCUAUAGUCAUAAUUUCUAUUGUUGCCAUCCUAUCUCUUUAUUUUUUUUUUCUUUUAUUUGAUGAACCCGUGCUAUCUCUCUCAUAAUCAAUUGAAACACAUGCUUAGGUUCCAAGUGUUGUUUUCACUUGAGGACCAGUUUUAGCUGUGCUAAUUCUUCUGGAAUCUAAAAGUAAGACUUAUGUUGUUCUUACUCGACAGGUAGACUUAUUUUUUGUGCUUCUCUUGAUUUAACUGGUUUUUGGAGUAAAUGUUUGUUCUUUAUAACUCUUCCAUGUCUUUUUUCCAAGUUUCUUCCAUGUGCAGAUACAUCAGUUUCUUUCUUUAGACUGUUUUUAUUUAUUUAUUUUUAUUUUUCAGGUUUAGAUACAUAGAUUUAAGGUCUGGAUAUAUGUUCAGUCAAAGGAAUAAGGAAACGGGAAGAAAGAGUGGAGGUGGCGGAAGAGAACUUUGGUAAUAAAAAGAUAAGCAUAAUACCUUUUGUCUCUACUAUGGCAGUUGUUGUUGUAGAUAAAAUACUGACUUGUGA